AUGGUUCGAGUUUCAGUUUUGAGCGAUUGCCUUAACAAUAUUGUUAACGCCGAAAAACGAGGGAAACGUCAGGUGAUGGUUCGUCCCUCCUCAAAGGUCGUUGUCAAGUUUCUUCGUGUAAUGCAAAAGAAUGAGUACAUCGGCGAAUUUGAGGAAAUUGACGAUCACCGUUCUGGAAAAAUUGUUAUUCAAUUAAAUGGUCGCUUGAACAAAUGCGGUGUUAUCUCACCUCGUUUCAAUGUCAAAAUUGAGGAUAUUGAAAAAUGGAUCAACAAUUUAUUGCCAUCACGUCAAUUUGGUCAUUUGGUUUUAACCACAAGUGCUGGCAUCAUGGAUCAUAACGAGGCAAGACGUAAACACACUGGUGGUAAAAUUAUUGGUUUCUUCUACUAA
Molecule: messenger RNA, 393 nt
Organism: Acaulospora morrowiae
Lineage: Eukaryota; Fungi; Glomeromycota; Glomeromycetes; Diversisporales; Acaulosporaceae
Source: the annotation of a GenBank genome assembly